Malassezia globosa CBS 7966 is the source of this 1176-nucleotide messenger RNA. RefSeq lists its product as uncharacterized. Gene Ontology annotation, molecular function: folic acid transmembrane transporter activity; FAD transmembrane transporter activity. The transcript has a single exon. The coding region runs from base 1 to 1176 and encodes 391 amino acids. The record is from RefSeq and is a predicted model, not a curated record. Gene Ontology annotation, cellular component: mitochondrion. Gene Ontology annotation, biological process: folate import into mitochondrion; nucleotide transport. NCBI's taxonomy places the organism in Eukaryota, Fungi, Basidiomycota, Malasseziomycetes, Malasseziales, Malasseziaceae.
AUGGGCGCCGAGGCAUCGGCAGGGGUUGAGUCGUACUUUGCGACUCCUGCAGUGGAUCAUGCCGUAGCGGGCGUAGCUGCAGGCACGAUAUCGACGCUAUGCAUGAACCCACUUGACCUGAUCAAGACACGCUUUCAGGUGAAUCAGACGGCAUUUUCCCAUGUGCCCGCUGAGCGCUCGGUAUUUUAUCAGUCUGUAGCGCGAAGACGUUGGCUAUUUUGGCUCAUGGGAGGCAAGCCUGUUGUGGACAUUGCCGACGGCAUAUAUGGCAUAUAUCGGCACCACGGAUUUCGCGGACUGUACCGCGGGGUAGUGCCAAAUGUUGUCGGCAAUGCGUCCAGCUGGGGCCUUUACUUUUUGUGGUAUACUAUGUUUAAGGAUUUGAUGGUUCGCAACUCAGGUGAAGGGUCUGAGCCUGUGCGACUCUCGCCAAUGAGUCAUUUGCUUGCUGCGACCGAAAGUGGUGUCAUCACGGCCAUCAUGACGAACCCGAUCUGGGUCGUCAAGACACGUAUGUUCACCACCACUGUCACGGAGCCGCAGCUGCAACCUGGUGUAAGCGGCUCAUAUGGGCCCGUGGGUGAUCCAUCGCGCGCCGGUCUCGCACACAUUCUUCGAGAGCCUGGCGCAAAGCCGCCCAAAGCGUAUCGUGGACUACUGCACGGCCUUGUGUCAACUGUCCAGUCGGAGGGGAUUGCCGGUCUAUACAAGGGCGUGGGACUGGCGAUUGUGGGUGUAUCGAAUGGAGCAAUCCAGUUCAUGACUUACGAGCAGCUGAAGCAGUGGCGCUCGUCCAUGAAGCUGCGGCACAGCGUUGACGGCAGCCGGUCCUAUUCUGAGCUGGAGCUCGAUAGUGUCAAGCUAAGCAAUACCGACUAUACCAUUCUAUCUGGUGCUGCAAAGCUCCUGGCCAUUACACUGACGUAUCCAUACCAGGUGGUGCGCUCGCGUGUGCAAAACCAUGCAACAUUGCAUAUCUACCCGUCCGCCUGGGCGUGCAUUCGACGCACGUUCCGAGAUGAAGGUUUCUUUGCAUUUUAUCGCGGCUUUGCAACGAAUGCCGUGCGCAUCCUGCCAGGCACAUGCGUUACGUUCGUUGCUUAUGAAAACGUCGCAUGGAUGCUCCGCAAGGCGGCCGAUGCACGUUCUUCUUCUGCCUUGGAGGUAUCGUCUUGA